AUGGAUGGAUCUGGUGUGUUAUUUGGCGCAUUCGGCGUCCGUCGCCCCCCCAGGAUAUGCUGCUGCUGGAGCGUUUUCAUUCUGCUCAGCGUCUUCUUUCACAACUACCUGAGCUCCUCGCUGGAUUGCCCGCCCACCUGCACCUGCUCGCCCACACAGAUCUACUGCAAUAAGUCCGACAACAGCAAGUUCUUCCCGCUGCUGUCCUUCCAGGGCGCCGGGAGCGCCGGGAACAGCACCGGGAGCAUCGAGGACCUUUUCCAGAACAUCACCUCCAUACACAUUGAGAACUGGACUGGUCUGCAGAUCCUGAGGGACAUGGAUAUGGAGCUCUACACCGGCUUAGAGAGGCUCACUAUCACGAGGAGCAACCUGCAAAUGAUCAAUGCUCGUGUCUUCUCCAAGAACCCCCACCUGCGCUACAUAAACCUGUCCAAGAACCCAAUGUUGACCACGUUGUCCUGGCAGAUCUUUGAACAUCUGCAGCUCUUUGAACUUCAUUUAGAGGAGGUGGUGUUUAUCUGUGGCUGUGAGAUCCGCUGGCUGCAGCUAUGGCAACAGAGAGGAGAGGCGGGUCUAAGCAGCCAACAGUUAUACUGUGCUGAUGGCUCCAGGAAGAUACUGUUGCACGACAUGAACAUUAGCAGCUGUGACUUGCCGGAUAUCAGUGUCAGCCACAGCAACCUCACAGUCAUAGAGGGUGAUCGAGUAACAGCGAUCUGCAACGGCUCUGGAUCCCCGUUACCUGAGGUGGACUGGCCUGUCAAUGGCUUGCACUCCAUCAAUGCACAAGAGGCCAAAGUCUACGACAACACUAUCCACUCCAUCAACAUAACCUUGGUCAAUGUGAGCAGAGACGACAACAACUUCCUGCUAACCUGCACCGCCACCAACAUCGUGGGCAUGACCAAUGCUUCCGUCCAGCUAACUGUUCACUUUCCUCCCUCCGUCGUGAAGCUAAAGGAACCAGAACGUCGCCAUGACACGUGCAUAGAGUUCACUGUUCGAGGUUCGCCCCACCCGACCUUACGAUGGUUCUACAAAGAUAAGGAAAUUUCCCACACCGAGUAUGUGCGCCCUGAUAUGGAUAUUUACCAGGACUACAUAGAGGGCUGCCUAACCUUUAAAAACCCAACACACCACAACAAUGGCAACUACACUUUGGAGGCCACCAACUACCUGGGUGUAGCCACCAGCACCGUGUAUGGACAUUUCCUCGACAAUCCCUUCGAAGAACCAGAUUACGGUUAUGUAACCCCAACUGCAGAGACUCACAAACCUGAGGAGGAGACUUUUGGGGUCUCCAUAGCAGUAGGCCUGGCAGGGUUUGCCUGUGUGAUGCUGGUGGUUCUCUUCCUUCUCGUCAACAAGUAUGGACGACGGUCCAAGUUUGGCAUGAAAGGACCAGUAGCAGUGAUAAGUGGUGAGGAAGACUCUGCAAGCCCCCUUCAUCAUGUGAACCAUGGGAUUAUCAGUCCCUGUACGCUGGACGCGGGGCCAGAUGCUGUGGUGAUUGGAAUGACCAGGAUCCCCGUCAUUGAGAACCCACAGUACUUCAGACAUGGACACAACUGUAACAAACCCACCACCUAUGUUCAGCAUAUUAAACGGAGGGACAUUAUCUUGAAGAGGGAGCUUGGAGAGGGAGCCUUCGGCAAGGUCUUCCUGGCUGAAUGCUACAACCUGAGUCCCACCAAGGACAAGAUGCUGGUAGCUGUAAAGACUCUGAAGGACCCCACUCUUGCAGCCAGGAAGGACUUCCAGCGUGAGGCUGAGUUACUGACCAACCUCCAGCAUGAGCACAUAGUGAAGUUCUAUGGAGUGUGUGUGGACGGAGACCCUCUCAUCAUGGUCUUUGAGUACAUGAAGCACGGAGAUCUCAAUAAGUUUCUCAGAGCCCACGGGCCAGACGCCAUGAUCCUGGUGGAUGGACAGCCUCUGCAGACCAAUGGGGAGCUGGGUCUGUCCCAAAUGCUUCACAUAGCAAGUCAGAUCGCAGCUGGGAUGAUCUACUUGGCGUCUCAACACUUUGUGCACCGCGAUCUGGCAACCAGGAACUGCCUGGUGGGGAAUGGCCUUCUGGUGAAAAUAGGAGACUUUGGCAUGUCCAGGGACAUUUACAGCACAGAUUAUUACAGGGUAAGAACACGUCUGCUUGUGGGUGGUCACACCAUGCUCCCUAUCCGCUGGAUGCCCCCGGAAAGCAUCAUGUACAGGAAGUUCACCACAGAAAGCGACGUGUGGAGCUUCGGAGUCAUUCUGUGGGAGAUAUUCACUUACGGCAAACAGCCGUGGUUCCAACUUGCCAAUAAUGAGGUGAUAGAGUGUAUUACUCAGGGGAGGGUACUGGAGCGCCCCAGGCUGUGUCCCAAGGAAGUCUACGAUAUUAUGCUGGGCUGCUGGCAGAGAGAGCCCCAACAGCGCCUCAACAUUAAGGACAUUCAGAAGAUGCUGUUUACUCUGAUGAAAGCCACACCAGUCUAUCUGGACAUACUGGGUUAGAAAUGGAUACGAGUGGAAAGAAAUGGGAUGUAUUUUAGGUUGGACUAGAUCAUCACCGGAAUAGAAAUGAGUACGCUGGUUCGGAAGGAAAUGGAUUGCCUUGGAGCCAAAGUCUGGCCUGGACUCACAACAUAGUCUGUAGUGGGACCAUGUGAAUCCGAAUUAGGAAUGAACUGUACCUUGCAUCCAACUGCCUGACAUAUGAGGACUGCAAUGACCUAAAUAAA
Messenger RNA from Xiphias gladius (swordfish), 2729 nucleotides. RefSeq names its product neurotrophic tyrosine kinase, receptor, type 3a (gene ntrk3a). The coding region runs from base 1 to 2502 and encodes 833 amino acids. Gene Ontology annotation, cellular component: axon; signaling receptor complex; plasma membrane. Gene Ontology annotation, biological process: cell surface receptor protein tyrosine kinase signaling pathway; protein phosphorylation; regulation of phosphatidylinositol 3-kinase/protein kinase B signal transduction. NCBI's taxonomy places the organism in Eukaryota, Metazoa, Chordata, Actinopteri, Istiophoriformes, Xiphiidae. Gene Ontology annotation, molecular function: ATP binding; transmembrane receptor protein tyrosine kinase activity; neurotrophin receptor activity. The transcript has 18 exons. The record is from RefSeq and is a predicted model, not a curated record.